Onychostoma macrolepis is the source of this 2230-nucleotide messenger RNA. It is a transcript of the gene alas1, whose product is annotated as aminolevulinate, delta-, synthase 1. The record is from RefSeq and is a predicted model, not a curated record. Bases 178 to 2022 code for a protein of 614 amino acids. The transcript is spliced from 11 exons. Lineage: Eukaryota; Metazoa; Chordata; Actinopteri; Cypriniformes; Cyprinidae. Gene Ontology annotation, molecular function: 5-aminolevulinate synthase activity; pyridoxal phosphate binding. Gene Ontology annotation, biological process: erythrocyte development; hemoglobin biosynthetic process; heme biosynthetic process. Gene Ontology annotation, cellular component: mitochondrial matrix; mitochondrion.
UAUAAUCCCGGCGCGUCCGUGUGUCCUCUCGUUCGUCCUCAGUGCAGGAUAACGAUAACGCUCGUUCACCGCGACAGCAGAAACAGGCCAAAGACCGCAAAUACUGCUUACUGACAGACCCAGUGCGAGAAAACAAGCAUCCCAGACAGACUUACGUGAGACUCUGAACAAUCAGUCAUGGAUGCCAUCAUCCGCUGCCCGUUCCUGUCUCGUGUCCCCCAGACCUUCCUGCAGCAGGCUAGAAAGUCCUUGGUGGCGUACGCCGUGAAGUGUCCCGUCAUGAUGGACCUUGCAUCGAGGCCACUGGUGCGCUCGCUCUGCUCCUCGUCCUCCAGCUUCCAGAAGAGUGAGAGCACUCCUCCAGCCGGCGAGGAAGCCAAAGAGGCGUCAAGAGUGCCUGCGGGUCACCCCGUGCCGCCCGCCGGUCAAGCGUCCGCCUCCAGAUGCCCGUUCCUGGCGGCCGAGAUGGGGCAGGGGAACAGCGGCGUGGUGCGGCAGGCCAGCAUGGCGCUUCAGGAGGACGUCUCUGAAGUUCGCACCAUGUGCAAAGACGUCUCUCCAUCUGAGCUGAAUCCUUUGGUGAAGGACACCAUGACUGGAGGAAACCUGAUGAAGAAGCUGAUGAAGCAGCGGCCCACCAGGGUCUCUCACUUGCUGCAGGAGAACAUGCCCAAAACCGUGUCCAACUUUCGCUAUGACGAGUUCUUCGAAAAGAAGAUCGAGGAGAAGAAGGAGGAUCACACGUACCGCGUGUUUAAAACGGUGAACCGCAGGGCGACGGAGUUCCCGAUGGCGGACGAUUACACCGAGUCACUGUCCUUCAAGAGAAACGUCUCUGUGUGGUGCAGCAACGACUAUCUCGGCAUGAGCCGCCACCCGCGGGUGGUGCAGACCAUAAUGGACACUUUAGAGAAGCACGGUUCAGGAGCCGGAGGGACUCGAAAUAUAUCGGGGACGAGCAAGUUUCACGUGGCUCUGGAGCAUGAGCUGGCUGAUCUUCACGGGAAGGACGCUGCCUUGCUCUUCACCUCGUGUUUCGUGGCCAAUGACUCCGCGCUCUUCACGCUGGCUAAGAUGCUGCCUGGUUGCGAGAUCUAUUCAGACGCAGGCAAUCACGCCUCAAUGAUUCAGGGCAUCAGGAACAGCGGCGCCAAGAAGUUUAUCUUCCGUCACAAUGACGCCAUGCAUCUGCGUGAGCUGCUUGAGAAAUCAGAUCCCUCCGUUCCCAAGAUCGUGGCCUUUGAGACGGUGCACUCGAUGGACGGCGCCGUGUGUCCGCUGGAGCAGAUGUGUGACGUGGCUCACGAGUUCGGCGCCAUCACCUUCGUGGACGAGGUGCAUGCUGUGGGGCUCUACGGCCCCCGAGGAGGCGGCAUCGGAGACCGGGACGGAGUCAUGCACAAGAUGGACAUCAUCUCCGGCACUCUGGGGAAGGCGUUCGGCUGCGUCGGAGGCUACAUCGCCAGCACUAACGCUCUGGUGGACACGGUGCGCUCGUACGCCGCCGGCUUCAUCUUCACCACGUCUCUGCCGCCCAUGCUGCUGUCCGGCGCGCGCCAGUCCGUCCAGAUCCUGAAGAGCGAGGAGGGCCGCACGCUGCGCCGCAAACACCAGCGCAACGUGAAGCUGCUGCGGCAGAUGCUGCUGGACACGGGCCUGCCGGUGGUGCACUGCCCCAGCCACAUCAUCCCCGUCAGGGUGGCGGACGCUGAGAAGAACACGCAGGUGUGCGACAUCAUGAUGAGCCGCUAUAACAUCUACGUCCAGGCCAUUAACUACCCCACGGUGGCUCGCGGAGAGGAGCUGCUGCGCAUCGCUCCCACACCGCACCACACGCCGCAGAUGAUGAGCUACUUCGUCGAGAAGCUGACGGAGGCCUGGAAGGAGGUGGGUCUGGAGCUGAAGCCGCACUCCUCCACCGAGUGUAACUUCUGCCGGCAGCCGCUGCACUUCGAGCUGAUGAGCGAGAGAGAGAAGUCCUACUUCAGCGGCCUGAGCCAGCCCAUAUCCGCCUGCGGCUGACCUCCUCGUUCAUCCAGAGCACAGCUCCAUGUGCACCACAUCCAGAGAAUAAAUAUUUAGACCACUUGAUCUGCGUAUGUAUGUAUUUUGUUAACAGAGUAAAUCUAAAGUAUUUUAUAUUUAAAGAUGUUUGGCUGAUGUAGGCCAGUCGUAUUUGAUCAAUCGAGCAUUAUGGAUGGAAUUUUAAUAAACUGAUGACACACACACA